This is a messenger RNA of Aspergillus mulundensis, 2262 nucleotides long. RefSeq names its product putative C6 transcription factor. NCBI's taxonomy places the organism in Eukaryota, Fungi, Ascomycota, Eurotiomycetes, Eurotiales, Aspergillaceae. Gene Ontology annotation, molecular function: DNA-binding transcription factor activity, RNA polymerase II-specific. Gene Ontology annotation, cellular component: nucleus. The transcript is spliced from 4 exons. Gene Ontology annotation, biological process: positive regulation of transcription by RNA polymerase II; aromatic amino acid catabolic process. The coding region runs from base 1 to 2262 and encodes 753 amino acids. The record is from RefSeq and is a predicted model, not a curated record.
AUGGGCCCUCCGUGUGCAAAGUGCCGCAGAGAGCAGAGAGAAUGCGUCUUCAGUGAGACGCGGGCCUGGGAGAGGAAGAAAAAGCGAGCAUCGCAAUCAGAUAUCCCGUCAUCUGCGAACACACGCAGAAGAUUGUCGAGCAGCGUUCGAUCCAACGACGGGGAGCCGGAGAUUCGACGGCACGAUCCGGCCUCAGCUGGCAACGUGGAUGGGCACUCUGAAGCCAGCAUAACUCCCCACCGACCUACUGGGGAAAGCUCACACGCGCGCCAAAAGCCUGCAUCCACGCUGGAAAGUUCCAUGAUGCGCACCGUAGUUUCGAGCGGAAAUGAUGCACUCAACAUUCUCUUCGAGGCAGCUGCUCAUAGCCAAGAAGCCGACUUGGCCGAAGCGAGGAUGAACUCGGGGGAUAUAACCGACCAAGCAGCGCAAGGCGUGAAUAAUGAGAGCCCAUUCAGCCAAAUACACUCUGCAGUCUCAUCCGGUGGACUUGCCAAGUCAAUCCGGCCAGUUGAGAUCUCCCAAGCGUCCAAAGACGUGCUCAGCACCUGGGAAACAUGUCGAUUCGUGAUGAUGGGUUGGUUUACCCCUAGAGAAGCCGUUACACUCGUGGAUCUCUUCUACAAAAACAUGUCCUCACUGUCACCGAUUUUGACAGACUUCUAUGCCGACCACCAGAAUCAUCGCGAAUUGAUCACCUGUGAUCCCGUUCUGUGCUGCACUAUUCUUAUGCUUUCCUCACGAUACCAUAUCUUACCCGGGCCAGGCGGCGAGUCUAGAAACUUCUUCAUCCACCAUCGUCUCUGGCAGCAUUGCCAACAGCUAGUCACAAGGCUUAUGUUCGGCCAAGAGAGGACUUCCAACUCAAAACUGCGAAGAAUCGGCACAAUUGAGGCUCUUCUACUGAUGUCGGAAUGGCACCCACGGUCUCUUCAUUUUCCCCCAGAAAGUGAUGGCUGGGAUUUCGACCUAGUCAUAAAACCCCCCCAGCCGAGGGACGAGGAGGGCUCAACGAGAAAUCGGCUCCUAGAAGACAUGGUCGAACCGGCGAAGAGAUCCGACCAAAUGUCGUGGAUGCUGCUUGGAGCUGCGCUAUCCCUCUCGCACGAGUUGGAAAUCUACGAGGUUAACGACGAUAAGCGAAGCUGGCUCUCUGCCUAUGAAGGAUGUAUACCCGGCGACCAGAUCAAGCUUCGACAGCAGCGUGUUCAGCGGCUGCUCUACGUCUAUAUCAACCAGCUCGCAUGGCGAAUAGGGUGUGUAUCGCUCAUGCCACAGAGCUUAAACCAUACCAUCUUGAACCGACAAACGUCUCGAAACCUGAAACACUAUAACGAUCAAUGGCUAGCAUUUAUGGAUUCUUGGAUGGAUCUCACAAAGCUGGCUAAAUCGGUCACGGAUAUGUUCUUCCCAUCUGCGGAAUUUGCCCGGCAACAGUUACGUAGUGGUCGGUAUAUUGACAUGCUUGACCACUUCCGACCUCUGCUACUCAAAUGGGAGGAAGAGCAUCUUCGGCCGGAAGUACUCAACAAGCGUUUCUAUAACGACCUAUUCAUCGAAUACCACUUCGUUCGAGCCUACACUCAUUCGAUUGGUAUGCAAGCGGUCGUGGAACGAGUCAUUGCUGAUAGUAACCCCGACGUCGAAAUCCGAGCAGCGAACAUUGACCAGGUUGACUAUGAAUACAUACAGGAAGUCAUCGACGGAUGUUGCCAGGUCCUACAAAAGGCAAGCGAACUGGGCGAAGCCGGCGCCCUAAGGUUCUGCCCAGUCCGCAUUUUCCUUCGAAUUACGACGUCCUCCAUCUUUUUGAUGAAGGCCCUGAGCAUUGGGACACGUCAUGCUAAGCUGCGAGAGUCACUGGAUACCAUUGAGCGCUGUAUACAAGCACUAAAGUCCAAUGCCCUUGAUGAUAUCCAUUUAAGCGCCCGUUAUGCCGCUCUGCUGGAGACACAUGUGUCGCGCCUGCGACGCAAUUUGCUCGCGUCCAAGAUUACAAGAGGCGCUCAUGGGUGUACGGCCCACUUUUCACUGGCGCCUUUGCAGGAUACCGACACAGAAGACAGCACGCCAAUGGGCGUUCCCGCCGGGCAAACAAUCCCUGAAUUGGGAUUCAUUCCAACAUUCAACGAUCUGGCCGCCGACGAUUGGCUUUCUUUGCCUUUCGACCCUUCCAUGGCGCCGUUCGGCAUGAGUGGUGGGGGACCUUUUCCAGCGUAUGAAGGUGGUGCACUGAACUUUAUUUGGAACCUGCCUUCGUGA